UGCGGUCCGCGCUGGCGCUGCACUGCGGAGACUCUGCCCCGAGCCGGCCCGGCCGGGUCGCGGUGGCCAACACCGAACGAGGGGCUGCCGCCUGCUGGUGGUGCCCGGCUUCGGGGAAGAGGGGACAGGACUCCCCAGACCGCACCCACGGUUCCAGAGCCCCAGCCAGAGCUGGAGAGCGUUCGGAAGGAAAAGGAACGGGGCGUGGGAGUGGGAAUGUGGAAAAAGGAGUGGGGUCAACCGUUUCGGGCCGCCCACCAGCGACAGAGUCGGGACUGGGGAGUACAAACUGGAGGACAACGAGGAAAUCCAGUAACAGACCUUGGACCUCAGAUAGGGAAUUGGAAAAGGUGCCUAAAGAAAUGGAUGCUAGAAGAAAACACUGGAAGGAGAAUAUGUUUACUCAUCAUUUUAGCGCACAGGAUGUUCUAGAAGAGGCUUCUAACACUGAAUCUUCCAGUGAACCAAUAGUUGUAGAUAACACCAAGAGAAUGGAAGGAAAUUAUAAUCUGUCCAGUAGAAAGUUUCAGGAAGAAAAUAAAUUUAAGAGGAAAGAAUAUGUUUCUCAACUAAAUGAAAGAGAACAAGAACCAAAUUUAAGAGAGAGAAGGAUAAACAUGUCAAAGAAUGAGCCAGACAUAAAGUCUGUCUCCAGUGAAUCAUUUAAUUUGGAUGUUGUAUCGGAAGAAAGCUUAAACAGAAUAGAAGACUCCUGUGCCUGGAGUAAAGAAGAUUUACCAAUCAUACCACGACAAGCCCCAAGGAAGAAAGUAACUGAAGGAAUGUCUCCAAAACUUCGCCUGAACCUUUUAAAUGAAGAACUAGAAGAACUUAAUAUGAAAUGCAGAAAAAUAGAAGAGGAAUUUGAAAAUGCUGAAAAAGAACUUUUGAACUCCAAGAAAGAAGUUUCUGUGAAAUCCCUAAAUUUUCAAGAGACAGGGACAGAUACUUUGAAGAAUGACAGGGAACUUCAAGCUUUAAAAAAUGACCUAUCCGAAAAAGCGACAGAUGUAAAAAACUUAACUGAGGAGCUCCAGCAAGCCAAAGAAGUUAUCCACAACUUGAACCUAGAGAACAGAAAUUUAAAAGAAGCUGUUAGGAAAUUAAAGCGUCAAACUGAAAUAGGAAAUGCUCUCCUAAAAGAAGAAAUGAAAUUGUAUUAUGAAUUAGAAAUGGACAAGAUCCGUGGAGAGCUGGAUGCCAUCAAGAAUGAACUGAGAGCUGAGAAGACCCUGCAAGCAAGAAAUAACAAAGCCCUGGAAUUGCUUAGAAAACACUUUGCUACCGUGAUAAGGUCACCAGACACCCUUAACCACUUUACUGGAGAUUUUUUUUAAAGUUAAAAAAAAGCCUUUCAUUAAGCAAGUUAUUGAGCCAAAUCAAUGAUUAUUAUGCUAUCUUUGUAUACUACUUAAAAUGUAUGUAAUGGGAUGUAAUUUUCACUUUUGCUGCAUCAAAAUAUCUGUAAAACAUAGAUGUUCAUUUCAAAGUUUCUGCUUUCUCUUUCUAAUGAAGUGAUUUCGAGAAUACAAAUGGAAAUGAAGCCUAAGAAAUUUCUUUUGUAUAUCCAUAAAUAUAUAUACAUAUAUAUCUAUAUUUGAGUCAAAAACACAUAGUAAUUCACCAGAUCAAUUAUGAAUACAAAUCAACAGUCAUUUUUGAUCCUGUGAGCAAUAUGUCCUUGGCACAUGGAUAUUCUCCCAUCUGUGUUCAUUGAUGUUAACAAUAAAAAUAUUGUUUAUAUGUAUAAGCAUAA
Marmota monax (woodchuck) is the source of this 1756-nucleotide messenger RNA. It is a transcript of the gene Ccdc160, whose product is annotated as coiled-coil domain containing 160. The record is from RefSeq and is a predicted model, not a curated record. The transcript has 4 exons. The coding region runs from base 363 to 1337 and encodes 324 amino acids. Lineage: Eukaryota; Metazoa; Chordata; Mammalia; Rodentia; Sciuridae.